Messenger RNA from Momordica charantia (bitter melon), 1282 nucleotides. RefSeq names its product NAC domain containing protein 58 (gene NAC058). Gene Ontology annotation, molecular function: DNA binding. Gene Ontology annotation, biological process: regulation of DNA-templated transcription. NCBI's taxonomy places the organism in Eukaryota, Viridiplantae, Streptophyta, Magnoliopsida, Cucurbitales, Cucurbitaceae. The record is from RefSeq and is a predicted model, not a curated record.
UGUUCUUGUUCAAAACAAAAUUUGAUAUCUUGAAGAAGCUGGUAAUUAAUUUUAUUAUUCUGAUAUAGAGAGGGUUUCGAAUGGAGGAAAGCCUCCCUCCUGGCUUCAGAUUCCACCCAACUGAUGAAGAACUCAUUUCAUAUUAUCUCACUCAAAAGCUCUCUGAUUCUGCCUUCACUUCCAAAGCCAUUGCUGUUGUUGAUCUCAACAAGAACGAGCCUUGGGAUCUCCCUGCUAAAGCUUCGAUGGGAGAGAAAGAAUGGUACUUUUUCAGCCUGAGGGAUCGAAAGUACCCAACUGGGCUUAGGACAAAUCGAGCGACAGAAGCUGGUUAUUGGAAGACAACAGGAAAAGACAAGGAAAUCUUCCGCGGUCCUGUUUUGGUCGGAAUGAAGAAAACCCUCGUUUUUUACAAAGGAAGAGCUCCACGAGGUGAGAAAACCAACUGGGUUAUGCAUGAAUAUCGCAGAGAAAACAAGCAUCUUUUCAAACCCUCCUCCAAGGAAGAAUGGGCAGUUUGCAGGGUGUUUCAGAAGCAGAAUACACCAAAGAAGCCACAUCAAACAGCAUCCUCUCAGCCUUCUCUCUCUUCUCCCUGUGAUACAAACUCAAUUGUGAAUGAAUUUGGUGACAAUAAUAUUGAAUUAUCAAACUUUAAUAACAUACCCAUUAAUAAUAAUUCACAAUCUGCUAAUAAUUUCAGCAAUAAUAUUAUGAACAUGAACAUGAAUAAUUGGGGUGCACCAUCAUCAAAUGAAACACUUUGUCCUUCACUUUCAUGGCCAGCUUCAAGUCUUCUAACUUCAAAUCUUUCCAUGAAUUCUCUGCUUCUCAAGGCAUUGCAACUUAGAAGCUUUCAACAACAAAGGGAUGUUUUUGCUUCUUCUUCUUCUUCUUAUAACAAUAAUAUUCCUCAGGCCAAUGUUUUUAAUUCUCAAUUUGGAACUGACCAUUUGAGCUUCCAAGUUUCUUCUUCUUCUUCAAAAGUUUUUGAGUCUUCACCACAGCAACAGCAGCAGGAGCAACCAUUGAACUUGGACUCCCUUUGGUGAAAAGGCCAACAACUUUUUUCUCUCAAUGUGUAUGUGAGAUGUAACUAAUUUAACCCUUUUCUUUAAACUUUGUAAUUUGUCAGUUCAAUAAGGGAAAAGUCUUGGGGAUAUGUAAUUGUAACUCUGUUUACAAUUUGAAUUAAUGUGAAGUUUUAGGGAUUAGUUCAGUCAUAUUUUUAGUUGAAAUUAUAUGUUGUAUGUUUAUGAUCAUAAUGUUGAAGCAGAGCUCA